AUGUCUGAUCAUUCUGAAUUAGUUGAACGUUUUACCGCGAUUGUCUCCUGUGAUGAGCAACAAGCUCGUUUCUAUUUAGAAGCGAAUAACUGGAAUUUGAGCGCUGCGGUGGGUAAUUAUUAUGAAGAACCACAUGAAGGAAAUGACGUAGAAGGAAAUGCUGAGGGCUCGUCGCAAGUUCCUGCACCUCAUGGCACAGCUUCUGGCUCAACGCAAAAAAAAAAUGGAAUUUUUAUGCAAAAACCCGGCUCAAAGCAGCCAAAAUCAUUAGUUCAUGACAUUCUCAAAAAGGCGACCGAAGGUGGACGUGGAUAUGAAGAACCAGAAACUACACCAUCUCCACGCACUUUCACUGGCACUGGUUACAGACUUGGAAGUGAUGAAGAACCUUCGGUUGAAGUGAAUUCACAACCUUCCACCACUGAACCACCCAGAACGGUUGUCCGUCAUUUGACAUUUUGGAGAGACGGAUUUAGUGUCGAGGAUGGUCCUCUAAUGGCAUAUGACGAUCCGGCAAACGAAGAAUUCCUUAAAGCUAUUAAUAAUGGACGUGCACCUUUGGCCUGGCUAAAUGUAAGAUAUGAUCAGCCAGUGGAUAUUCGUGUGGAACGCAGGUUGGAUGAAGACUAUCAACCACCACCUAAAAAACCAGCCACACCAUUUUCAGGCUCCGGGCAAAGGCUUGGCAGUCCAACUCCCGCAGUUGUAACUAGUAGUACACCUGGUGCAUUUCCUUCAAGUUCUUCAUCAACAAGAGUGGCUGAAUUAAUUAUUGAUGAAACACUGCCAAUAACAUCCAUUCAAAUUCGUUUAGGUGAUGGAACGAGGAUGCUUGCUAGGUUCAAUCAUACUCAUACCGUUUCCGAUGUCCGAAAUUUCAUUAACGCUUCGAGGGUUGGAGAAGCAACACGCAACUACGUUCUACAAACAACAUUUCCAUCCAAGGACCUUAAAGACGAAACACAGACUUUAUCAGAAGCAUCUCUUCUUAAUGCAGUAGUUGUGCAACGAUAUAUUUAA
Molecule: messenger RNA, 1020 nt
Organism: Cetraspora pellucida
Lineage: Eukaryota; Fungi; Glomeromycota; Glomeromycetes; Diversisporales; Gigasporaceae
Source: the annotation of a GenBank genome assembly